This is a messenger RNA of Drosophila innubila, 417 nucleotides long. RefSeq lists its product as uncharacterized. Lineage: Eukaryota; Metazoa; Arthropoda; Insecta; Diptera; Drosophilidae. The transcript has a single exon. The coding region runs from base 1 to 417 and encodes 138 amino acids. The record is from RefSeq and is a predicted model, not a curated record.
AUGAAAAUCCAAACUGUUGUCUUCGGUUGUGCCGUUUUGGUGUUGUCUUUGGUGCAUUACAGCGAUGCGGUUGCCUGUUCGGAUACAGUUACAACCGAUUGUACUGAUUGUACUUUGGCUGCAAAUGCGGCUGAUCCAGACUGUUUGGCAACAACCACUGUUGCACCCACUACAUUGGCGGCAGGCACCACCACAGUGGCUACAGGAGUAACCACCACCACCGUCUCAUCUGGAGCUACCACUACCAGCAGUCCUUCUUCAAAUAGGCGCUUGCUCCGUCGCAUCCGGUACCUUCAACGCAGACUGGCCCAAUGUAGAAGGCAUGCCGCCAACCAAAGAGCAGCCUUAAUUAAGCAGAUCAAGAAACUGACCGCCGCCAGCAACAAUAACUUAAAGAACAAGUUUUUCAUGGGUUAA